This is a messenger RNA of Colletotrichum paranaense, 1626 nucleotides long. RefSeq names its product RIO1 family protein. Gene Ontology annotation, molecular function: ATP binding; protein serine/threonine kinase activity. Bases 1 to 1626 code for a protein of 541 amino acids. Gene Ontology annotation, biological process: maturation of SSU-rRNA. Gene Ontology annotation, cellular component: cytosol; preribosome, small subunit precursor. The transcript has 2 exons. The record is from RefSeq and is a predicted model, not a curated record. NCBI's taxonomy places the organism in Eukaryota, Fungi, Ascomycota, Sordariomycetes, Glomerellales, Glomerellaceae.
AUGGCUUCCAACGAGUCUCCCGCUGCUCCCCAUGAGCCCCCCUAUACAUACCGCCCCAACCAGGGCUACGAACAGACCGAAGACAUCCCCGCCGAGCUGAGAAUCGUGCCCCACGAUGCCACAGGCCAGGAAGAAGACGACGACGACUUGGAGGACGUCUUUGGCGAGGAUGAAGAGAUUGAUGACGAGGACUGGACUGCCGACUCUGGCGAUCUGACAAAGUCCUACAACCGCCAGCGCAUGUUCAACAGCAACGACAACGCCGUCCCGCGUUCCAACGUCCAGAGACCGACCGCCAAUACCAAGUCGAGUGUCGACGACCAGAUCACAGCACUUUCCAAGCAUGCUGCCAAGAUCAGAUUGGAUAGCGUCAAGGAUACCGAUGAGAAGAGCAAGGACAAGGCGGACCGCGCGACAAGUGAGCAGGUUCUGGAUCAGCGUACGCGUAUGAUCCUGCUGCAGAUGAUCAACCGCGGCAUCGUCAGUGAAAUCCACGGUGCCAUCAGCACUGGAAAAGAGGCCAACGUCUACCACGCCAUUCUGCACCCCGAGGGAGACGGUCCUAAUGUUCAGCGCGCCAUUAAGGUGUACAAGACUUCGAUUCUCGUCUUCAAGGAUCGCGAAAGAUACAUCGCUGGCGAGCAUCGUUUCCAGAAGGGUUUCGACAAGAGCAGCAACAGAAAGAUGGUCAAGCUGUGGGCUGAGAAGGAGUUCCGUAACCUAAGGAGAAUACACACUGCGGGUAUCCCGUGCCCAGAACCCAUCAGCCUGAAGCUGCAUGUUCUGGCCAUGGGUUUCCUUGGCGACAAGAAGGGAUGGGCGUAUCCCCGCCUGAGAGACGCAAAUCUGACUGGGGACGACGUCGAAGAGCAGUGGAGGGCACUGUAUGUUCAGUUGCUGGGCCUCAUGCGCCGGAUAUACCAGAUUUGCAGGCUCGUCCACGCCGAUUUGAGCGAGUACAACAUCCUGUACAACGCUGGAAAGCUGUAUAUCAUUGAUGUAUCCCAGAGUGUAGAGCCCGAUCACCCGCGGGCGUUGGAGUUCCUGCGCAUGGAUAUCAAGAACGUCGGCGACUUCUUCAGGAGAAAGGGCGUCGAUACGCUCAGCGACCGCAGCAUCUUUGACUUCAUCUCUGCGACAGACGGGCCUGUCGAAGAGCCCGCCCUGGGCGAGGCUAUCGAGCAGUUAUACACCAACAGACCUGCGGACAACGAGGAAGCUGCUGCCGAGCAGGAGGUUGACAACGAGGUCUUCCGGAAACAGUACAUUCCCCAGACCCUCGAGCAGGUUUACGACAUUGAGAAGGAUGCCGCCAAGAUUGGGCAGGGUGAUGGUGAUAAGCUUGUCUACAAGAACCUUUUGGCCGACACUGUUGUCAAGGACGAAGAGAAGGAAGAGGAAGAGGAAGAGACGUCAGAGGACGAGUCAGGCAGCGGAGCUUCUCUGGCCAGUGGCGAGGAGGACGAUUCUAAGUUUGACAAGGGCCGGCCUAGGGGGCGCAAGCACGAGGACAAGGAGGAGAAGAAGGCAACGGUCAAGGAGGCGAAGCGCGAGAAGCGCAAGGAGAAGAUUCCCAAGAGCGUCAAGAAGAAGCUCGUCUCUGCGUCGUCAAGAAAGAAGCACUAA